Molecule: messenger RNA, 1746 nt
Organism: Monopterus albus (swamp eel)
Lineage: Eukaryota; Metazoa; Chordata; Actinopteri; Synbranchiformes; Synbranchidae
Product: tectonic-1
Exons: 13
Coding region: 20-1723 (567 amino acids)
Biological process (GO): cilium assembly; protein localization to ciliary transition zone
Cellular component (GO): MKS complex
Source: RefSeq, a predicted model, not a curated record
UAGCAACGAUGAAACAAAGAUGGCGGCGUCUGAUGUUGUAAUCUGGUCGUUUUCAAACAUUUUUUGUUUAUUUCUAUCGUUUAGUGCAGUGACCGCAGACGAAAAUAUAACUAUACCUGCUUUGAAUACGACUGUGUUUGGUGACCACAAUGUCACAUAUAAUGACAGUUACACAACUACACAGCCGGACACGACUCCAGCGUUUGAGUCGACAACCCCAACACCAAGCUACAAAAACACGGAGGAGCCCUUACCCGUCUCCGGCCGCUUACUCACUCCUGUCACCAACGUUGACAGGUUGUGUCCCUGUGAUGAGCACAGCGGUGUGUGUGACAUCAACUGCUGCUGUGACAAAGAGUGCAGCGGGGAAGUGGCUCUUUUCACAGACUGCUCUGUGCGCACCGUCAGUAGCAACAAGCAGCUUUGCAGCAGUGAUGUAGCAUCUUACACUUUAAGCAGUACAGCAUCCGGCUACUCCGAACUACAGUCGUCUGUCCAGAAGGAGAUGAGUUAUGAUGUCUUCUGCAUUCAGUCACAAAACCAUGUUGAUGGAUUAUUUCAACUCCUCUCACCUGCUCUUCCAACUGACGGAAACUUUGACUCGCUCUUUAAACAGUUUACCAGCUUUACUUUUGGCUUGGAGGAAAAUGGUGGCCAGGUGUCCACUGCAGGGCUCCAGGCCUCGUCUGGAUACCAGUAUGGGGAUGUGAUGGUGACAGCACAGGACAGCGGACAGAGAGGGGUGUUCUGGCUGCCGGCUCCUGGUGUCACUACUGACUGUGUGGACACCAGUGCAGUGUUCCUACCGGAUCAGAGCAGUCAGUGCUCCCGGCGUGCGGUCCUGUUUCAGGACUGCGGCACUCUGCUGGCCUUCAACAUGAACACCUACACUAACAUCAAACUCAUUGCUAACCUCUGUGCUAAUGUGGCACUGAAGGUUGCCUAUGAAAUAACAUACAACCCAGCUGGUGAGAUAGUGAAUGCGACCGUGUCCCUGGUGCUUGGAUUUGUCCAUGGAGCAAUGCUGCCCCUAAAACAGGAGUUUCUUAUUAGCUUUGUCCAGCAGGGUGGUGAGGAAGUGUCGAUCCGCUACAGUGGGAAUCCAGGUUACGUGGUUGGACUGCCACUCUUGUCUGGAACAAGGACAGCAGAUGGGAUCAUUAGAAGCAUCGACCUCAGAGACACACUGUCUCUUCUCCAGAGUACUAAGGACCAGGAUUGUUUGCAGGGUCCCCAUCAGCGCUCCCCUGUCCUGUUCGGUCUGGAUUCUGUAUCUGGCUGCACAUUAAGACUGGAGGAUGCUGCCAACUGCUCCCUAGUCUCCCAGAUGCUUCUAGAUGUUCUGAGAGGACCAAACUAUCCCCAGUAUGUGGCUUCUUUUGGAAACUCCCCCUUAAACAAUCCACUGGACUGGGUGCAAAUCAAGAACAACCUCAGCCCUGGGGAAGCACAGAGUUGCAGCAUCCCAUUGUCAUUUCAUUUAGAAAUUGAAUGGACCAAAUAUGGAUCUCUGGUGAAUCCCCAGCCUCAGAUUGUGAGCAUCAAAGAAGUUAUCCAAACCAACACUACUAACUUGGGCUUGUUGUCUGGAGGCAGCAGUAUCCUGUCAAUCAGAAGCUCGGUGGCCUUCACCUCAGUGUCUGCUGCUGCUCUUCCUGGUUUCAGAGCCAUGCCCACCAUCAAUGCCACACUACCCUUUGACUUCUUCUUUCCUUUUGUCUGAUCCAACAGCUACCCAACACUCUG